Molecule: messenger RNA, 1365 nt
Organism: Silurus meridionalis
Lineage: Eukaryota; Metazoa; Chordata; Actinopteri; Siluriformes; Siluridae
Gene: taf7
Product: TAF7 RNA polymerase II, TATA box binding protein (TBP)-associated factor
Exons: 13
Coding region: 167-1252 (361 amino acids)
Biological process (GO): RNA polymerase II preinitiation complex assembly; transcription initiation at RNA polymerase II promoter
Cellular component (GO): transcription factor TFIID complex
Molecular function (GO): RNA polymerase II general transcription initiation factor activity
Source: RefSeq, a predicted model, not a curated record
CACAAAAGGUCAAUUUGGCAAUGAGAUACAAAACAGCAGGGGGCAGUAAUGUGACGGUGUUCACUCCGAGCACUCCUGCAGCAAAAAGAAGAACAAGGAUCCCAAGAACACAAGAAACUGGGUUUAUUUCGGAGGAGGUUGGCGUUAGGUACAGGAUAACAGCACAAUGGCGUCUAAAACGAAAGCUGGGAAAGUUAAUUCCAAAAGCAAAGAAGACGCUCCUCAUGAGCUGGAAAACCAGUUUGUUCUGCGGCUACCUCAGGAGUAUGCAUCCACAGUGAGAAGAAUUGCCCAAUCUGGCAGCAUGAAUCUUAAAGACAGACUCACUAUAGAGUUGCAUGCUGAUGGCCGUCAUGGAAUUGUUAGAGUGGACCGUGUCCCUUUAGCUUGUAAAUUAGUAGAUCUGCCCUGCAUCCUGGAGUCCUUAAAAACAGUUGACAAGAAGACCUUUUAUAAGACUGCUGAUGUUUGCCAGAUGUUGGUGUGCACUCUGGAUGGAGACCUCUACCCUCCUCUAGAGGAGCCUACCGGAACUGUAGACUCCAAAACAAAGAAAAAGGAUAAGGACAAAGACAAGAAGUUUAUCUGGAAUCACGGCAUUACCUGCCCUCUGAAGAACACAAGAAAAAGGCGAUUUAGGAAGACUGCAAAGAAGAAGUACAUUGAAUCUCCAGAUGUGGAAAAAGAGGUGAAGAGGCUCCUAAGCACAGAUGCUGAAGCUGUCAGUGUCCGAUGGGAAGUGAUUGCUGAAGAUGAGACUAAAGAAACUGACAAUAAUUUGUCACUAUCGAAUUUGGAUUCACCUGGAACCUCUGGGCACAAGGGUCAUGACUCUUCAGUGCCACAUGAUGAGUUGCGAGAGAUAUUUAAUGACAUUAGCAGUAGCAGUGAAGAUGAGGAUGAUGAUGGUGACCGGCAUGAAGACGAAGACCUCAAUAUCAUGGACACAGAAGACGACAUGGUGGGUCGUCUCAACGAGAAGCUUAACGAGUCUGAUGGGGGAAGAGAUGAAAACAACCGGAACAACCAAAUGGUGAUGGACUUCCAGAUGCAGAUCAACAAUCUCAAGGCUAAACUGCAGGAGACACGAGCACGAAAAAAGCAGCAGGAAGAUUUGAUCAUGAAAGUGGAGAAUCAGGCACUAAAGGCCCGCUUUCAGGCUCUACUAAAUGAAUUUAUCCACCAGGAAGAGCGUGAAAUGGAGAAGCUGGCUUCCCUGCAAGAACAGCUGGACUCACUGAUGGAGAAAUGACCAAAAGAGGGCAGUGCAAUCUCAACUCACUGCUGAAUGAACCAUGUUAUAACCAGCAGUUUUGUUACUGAAUUAUUUUAGUGUAAUGUUAUUAAAUGUUAAUCUAAAUCUUA